AUGUACCGGGACGAAGGGAUCCGGGCGCGGAGAGGCGUUUGGAUCGGGGGAGUGGUGGAUCUGAUCCCACUCCCCGGAUCCGGCGCCGGCGAGAGCUCCGGCGAGCUCUCCGGCGAGGAGGACGCGGAGGAGGCCGGCGAGGGUCGGAGGAGGUCGGGCACGACUCCGGGGAGGUCGUGGGCGGCGGACCCGGCCGGAGGCGGCGAUGGCGGCGCGUCAAGGGCGGCGGGCGUCGGCGAGACGCGGCUGGCGGCGCACGGCAGCACCGGUGAAUGGGCGGAGCGGGCCGGGCGGCGAGGACCCGCGGGCGACGGCGGCGCAGAUCUGGGCCCGGGGGCGGGGCCGAUCUGGGCUUCGCGGCCCGGCGGCGAAGUGGGGCGCGGGAAGGCGACGUGGCGGCACCGGAUUGGGCAAGGCGGCGGUGGCGGACAUGUCCGGCGCAGGAAGGACUUGUCCGGUUGCGCGAGGUGGAAGUAA
Messenger RNA from Aegilops tauschii subsp. strangulata, 477 nucleotides. Lineage: Eukaryota; Viridiplantae; Streptophyta; Magnoliopsida; Poales; Poaceae. The record is from RefSeq and is a predicted model, not a curated record.